AUGGAGCAUCACAGAAAACUUGAACGAAGGUUGAAUGAUCUUCUGGCAAAACAACGCCAACUAAAUGCUAUCAAGAGUGAUUUGGAAAUGAAAAUAAAAAUAGAGCUUCGAUUGGGAAGAUGUGUAAGGCAAGAAGUAGAGAACUGGCUUCUAGAUGUGCAAACCAUCAAUGGCAAAAUACAAAGCAUUGAUGAAAGAACGCAAAAUCUGUCUUGUUUUUCACGUGGGCACCUUGGGAAACAAGUUUCCCAAACAGUUGAAGAAGUGAAGGAAAUUAUUGAACAAGGCAGGUUCACUGGAGCUCUUGUAAUUGAUGAUCCAUCUACUGCUGGAGUGCCUUUUCAGUUGGAACAUUUGGAAGGUGAAACCGCGGUGAUUGCAGACAUUUGGAAGCAUUUGAUGAGUGAUGAAAUUGGAAUGGUUGGUGUAUGUGGAAUGGGCGGGAUCGGGAAAACCACUAUAAUGAAGCACAUACACAAUAAACUAUUGGAGGAGACUAAAACUAAACCCUUGUUUGAGAAAAUCAUUUGGGUCACUGUUUCACAGGACUUCAACAUCACCAGGUUACAACAAGACAUUGCAGAUGCUAUGAAUAUUGAAGAUCUUCCGAAACCUGAACAAAAACGUGCAGCUGUGUUAAGGAACGAAUUGCGACAAAUAAGACAUAUGUUGAUCUUAGAUGAUGUUUGGGAAGGGUUCGUUCUUGAAAAGGUCGGGAUCCCUAUACCAAUAUUCAGCAAUGGGAGUAGGUUGGUAUUAACUAGUAGAUCGAAAGUGGUUUGUAGAUCUAUAGGUUGUUGUGAGAUAGUCGAAGUGUCUCCACUUUCCAAUGAGGAGUCCAUGAAUUUAUUCUUGGCGCAUACCGGACGUGGGAUUUUAAAGGUUCCAUCUUUGGAAGAAAUUUUGGGCGAUAUUGUUGGAGAGUGUGAUGGGUUACCCCUUGCCAUAGCAGUAAUAGCCGGGAGCAUGAAGGGAAUAUAUGAUGUUGUUGAUUGGAGGAAUGCAUUAACAGAGUUAGGUGACCAUAUAACAAGUGUGAAGGGCACAGAUAAAGAAAUAUACGGGCGAUUAAAGUUCAGUUUUGACCGUUUGGAAGAUUCAAAUAUCCAAAAUUGUUUCCUUUAUUGCUCACUGUACCCAGAAGACUGUAGAAUUCCAAGGGUGGAAUUAAUAGAAUACUGGAUAGAUGAGGGAUUUCUUGAAAGGGGGAGUCGACAACAAUUGCAUGAUAGGGGUCAUACUAUAUUAAAUAGGCUGGUAAACAACUAUUUGUUGGAAAUGGCUGGAGAUGAUGUUAAGAUGCAUGAUUUGAUGAGGGAUAUGGCAUUGUAUAUCAAACACCCUUAUUUUAUGGUAAAAGCUGGCACCGGAUUGAAAGAUUUACCAAGCAAGCAAGAAUGGAAAGAUGUUAAAAGGGUUUCAUUCAUGAUGAAUAUGGUAUCAGAAAUUCCUCCAAGCUUGUCACCCAAUUGUCAAAAUCUUUCGACCUUGUUAUUACAAAACAAUGAGUCCUUGAAAAGGAUUUCAGAAUCAUUCUUUCAGCACAUGCAUAGUCUCAGCGUUCUUGACCUUUCUUAUACUAGUAUUGAGCAAUUGCCCAAUUCCGUAUCAAACUUGGAAACACUCAACGCAUUGGUGCUUCGUGGAUGCAAGGAGUUGAGAUAUGUGCCUUCACUAGAAAAGCUUAAGGCUUUACGAAAGCUAGACCUCCAGGGUACAGGUAUUGAAAAGGUGCCUAAAGGUUUGGAAAUGUUGGCAAAUCUAACAUAUCUCAACUUAUGUACUGAAAGCUUAAACGAGCUGCCAAUAGCAAUUUUACCUAGGCUUUCUUAUUUGCAAUGUUUGGUAUUAUACGUUAAAUCACCUAGCGUAAAAAUGAAUGGAUUGGAAGCUACCAGAUUAAGGAAGUUAGAGGUAUUUGAAGGGAGAUUUAAUGAGUUGAUAGACUUUAAUGCCUACAUCAAGUCUAUACAAGGUCGAGAGCUUACUUCUUACUUGCUUGUCAUGGCAUCGCCUAAAGCUAAGUUUGACGCCAGACCACUUGUAGAAGGGCUAAACAAUGCUUUCUUUUUCAACUUCGACUUGCUUGGGGAUUGCGACGUCAGGAAUGUGUUCAAAAUUGUGGCAGGACACCAAGGUACGGAUGCAAUCAAAUCUAUAAAAUUUCAGUAG
Messenger RNA from Gossypium arboreum, 2172 nucleotides. RefSeq names its product putative disease resistance protein At4g10780. The transcript has a single exon. Gene Ontology annotation, molecular function: protein binding; ADP binding. Bases 1 to 2172 code for a protein of 723 amino acids. The record is from RefSeq and is a predicted model, not a curated record. Lineage: Eukaryota; Viridiplantae; Streptophyta; Magnoliopsida; Malvales; Malvaceae.